Vicia villosa (hairy vetch) is the source of this 1990-nucleotide messenger RNA. Its product is annotated as ACT domain-containing protein ACR8. The coding region runs from base 364 to 1689 and encodes 441 amino acids. The transcript is spliced from 6 exons. The record is from RefSeq and is a predicted model, not a curated record. Lineage: Eukaryota; Viridiplantae; Streptophyta; Magnoliopsida; Fabales; Fabaceae.
ACAAGAGAAAGAAAGAAGAUCAAAGCAAGGUUUGCGUUUGGAAGAGAGUGAAGAGAGAGAAAAUAUAGUACUAACUUAACUCUUGCAGUGUGAGAAGGUAAAGGGAAAUACAAGAGUUUGGUAAGAGUGGUUUACGAGUUAUGACGAUUUGAUCGAAGGAGUGUAAUGCAUUAAAAGCCACCGUUUGGAAUUUUAAUUCUCUUCCAUAUAUAUAGGAUUUGCUCAACUCAACAACAGAUUCAAGAUUCAGACACAACAUUUACGUUGUUUAGUUUCUUUGUCUGUAACCGUCGUUUUGGGUAGCGGCGUUACAUUAAAAGAAGUGAGUAGUAGUAAUUUUUCUUGCCUCUGAAACUGUUAAAGAUGGAGUGGUCUGCUUGUACGGACGAGUACGAGAAGCUUGUUUUUCGUAUGAGCACUCCCAGGGUUGUCAUUGACAAUGCGGUUUGCACCAAUUCAACUAUAGUGAAGUUUGAUAGUGCUAGAAAGCAUGGAAUUCUUUUGGAAGCGGUGCAGAUUCUCAGCGAUCUGAACCUUUUCAUUAAGAAAGCAUAUGUUUCCUCUGAUGGCAGAUGGUUCAUGGAUGUUUUUCAUGUUACGGAUCAAGAUGGAAAUAAGUUGACAGAUGAGAGUGUUUUGAAGUAUAUUGAACAGUCACUUGGUAGCAUUCACAAUGGAAAAAUCAAUCAUAGAAAUGGUCUCACUGCUUUGGAAUUAAAGGGGACGGAUCGUGUUGGUCUUCUUUCUGAAGUGUUUGCAGUAUUGGCUGAGUUUCAAUGCGAUGUGGUUGAGGCUAAAGUUUGGACACAUAAUGGCCGGACUGCUUCGUUAAUUUAUGUUAAGGAUUGCACCUCUGGAACCUCUAUUGAAGAUUCUCAGAAAAUUAGUCGGCUCGAAGCACGUUUGAGAUAUGUUUUACAAGGAGAUAGUGAUAUCAGGAGUGUAAAAACAUCUAUCUCUGAUGUUGUUAUUCACCCUGAAAGAAGGCUCCACCAGAUGAUGUUUGCCGACCGUGAUUAUCAGAAGAGUCCGAUUUUAAAGUUCACUUCAGAAACACCGUUAGUGACUGUUCAAAAUUGGGCUGAAAGGGGUUAUUCGGUUGUUAAUGUCCAGUGCAAGGAUCGCGUCAAGUUAUUGUUUGAUGUUGUGUGCAAUUUGACAGACAUGGAAUAUGUUGUGUUCCAUGCAACUAUCAACACAAGGAUUGAUCAAGCAUACAUGGAGUUUUAUAUAAGACAUAAGGAUGGCACCCCGAUUAGUUCAGAACCGGAGCGUCAACGGGUGAUUCAAUGCUUGCAAGCGGCUGUAGAGAGAAGAUCAUGUGAGGGUGUUAGACUAGAGUUAUCAACGGAAGACAGACAAGGGCUUCUAGCCGAGGUGAUGAGAACGUUCCGAGAGAACGGGUUGAAUGUGACUAGGGCAGACAUAACCACGACCGGUGACCUGGCCGCAAAUGUUUUCUACGCAACAGAUGCCAUUGGAUACCCGGCUGACCAAAAAAUCAUCGAGUCGGUUAGAGAGAAAAUUGGGUUAAGCAAUUUAAAAGUGAAGGAGUUGCCUAUUGUAAGUCAUGAGAAGGCAGGGAGGGAAGAUCAAUCAGUUGGAGUUGGCGGGGCAGUGCUAUUGUCCCUUGGGAGCAUUGUGAGAAGGAAUCUAUACAAUUUGGGUUUAAUCAAAUCUUGUUCUUGAAGCAGAAAGAUAAGGGCGUGGGGGAAUUUUUUGAGUGUGGAAGAUAUUCACAACUUUUUAUAGCAUAAUAUUCCUUGCUUCAGGUUUGGUCUUUGUACAUAUAAAAGGUAAAAUGGUGAUAAGUUUGUGUUUUUACUUCACUUGGUUGGGUUGGAUUUAUUUGGUAUUGUGAUAUAGAAUUUGAUUCUUUGGUGGCAUAGAAAGGAAGAUUAGGUAGAGAGAGGAACAAUUUGGAUUGGGUUGAUACAGCACUUUGUACAUAACGAUGGUUCAGUUAUUAUUAGUAUUAAUUUAAGUAGUU